AUAGUGUUUUUGUGGGUUGUAUAGGCUACAGAGGCCUUCAUCAGGGUGUCUGCAGUGUAGACAUGUAGUCAUCCUCACAGCCAGAUAGAGGCGAGUUUUACAUUCUUUGAGAGGAGGAGUGGACUUGAGGUGGUUGAAACAUCACACCCUGCAUUCCAGCACAGGCCUGGUAUUGUAGUCUCUCUGUGCAUGCCAUGCAGCAUGUGUUGUGUCUGAGUUGAACUUCCUCGUCCUGCAGAAGAAGAAGAAAGAAGGAGGAUGGAGGCGUGACGUCGCAGCUUGCAGAGAGAGUAGGCCCACGGUACGGUACGGCAGCAGAGGAGAGGCAGUGCGGGGACGGACGCUGUGAGCUGCCGCAGAGGAGAGUAGACUACUGCUGCGAGACACCGGGGCACAAAACAACCGGCAACUUUGCAGAGAGACGACAGACAGCCAUAAUGCGGCACCGCCACCGCCCGCCGACCCCGGAGCUGCUGAUGUGACUGUGCACGCCCCAGAGGAAGGAGGAAGGCAGGGAGGAAGCGGCGGACAACCAGCACCACCUCUCCGCCCGGUCGCCUCGCCUCGUCGCGGUGACAUGUCCUCGCUAACCGUGGAGGAGGACCAGAAAUGGUUACCGACACACGUUCAGGUGACGGUGCUGAGAGGCAGGGGCUUACGGGGCAAGGGCAAGCAUGGCACCAGCGACGUGUACACCAUCAUCCAGCUGGGGAAGGAGAAAUACUCCACCGGCGUGGUGGAGAAGACCACAGAGCCGGAGUGGAGGGAGGAGUGCUCCUUCGAGCUGCAGCCCGGCGUGCUGCUGGAGAACAACGGGCUGAGCAGCAGCUGUCCGGCCGGGAGCAACGAGCUGGUCCUCAUCGUGAUGCACCGGGGACAUAUGGUUAUGGACGUGUUCCUCGGACAGGCGGUGGUGCAGCUGGACAAGGUCUUCCAUGAGACUAGAUACGUGAGAAACCAGUGGUACAAGCUCAACUCUAAGACGGGGAAGAAGGAGAAAGAACGAGGAGACAUUCAAGUCACCAUCCAAUUCACCCGAAACAACCUGACGGCUAGCAUGUACGACCUCGUCAUGAAGGACAAGGGCGCCUCCACCUUCGGCAAGCUGAAAGAGCGCAUAAAGGGGAAGAAGAGAUCCAGCGAGGAGGACUUGGCGGCGGCCGUCCUGCCGAGCGGUUACGGGUCCCUUCAGCGGAUGCGGACGAGGCUGCCGAGCGACGGAGGCGGGGAGGAGGAUUACGAAGACGACGAGGGGGGCGAGGCCCGGCGGAGCAAGAUGAGGACCUUCUUCCUGAGAGGGAAGCUGAGGAAGUCGUCAGACACUCGUUCCUGCACAUCACUCGGCUCGGAGAGCAGUGAGUCGUCGUCACGGGGCGGGAGCCUGAGCCCCACAGCCGGCAUCAGCGUGGUCGUCUCUGACCUCUCCAACUCACCCAGUAACAGCAGCAACCUGACGGUCGAUAACAGCCCAGAGCACACAGACAACAUGUCGCCCAAGUCGUCCUCCCUCAUAUGUGAGUUUGGUGAUGAGCCCGAUGAUGAGCCCGGUGAGAUCACCAUCGCAGUGCCUCAGUUCACUGUGUGCGUUAACGGAAGCCAUGCUUACAACGUCCAGCCCCUGGACCCAGGCUCAGGAAAACCGGCGGAUUCUUUAGGCCUGGGACCGUUGCAGAAGUCUUUGCCUCUCUCCGUGUCUCUGCAGAACCUCAGACCUUCCGCGAACCUCCCCAAAAGCCCCGUCGGAGAUGGGCGCCGCUGGUCUUUUGACAAGCCCGGCGAGGAGGAGAAGGCAGCCAUAGCGGCGGCGCUGGAGAAAAGCGGCCCCAUGCUGGGUGACGAGGAGGAGCAGUUGGGACGGGCUGCCUCCUCCUCCUCCUCCACCACGGCGGAGUCGGAAAGCCAGGGGAAAAAGCAGAGGAGGAACUUGUUCUCCUCUGGGAGGAGUGAGUCCGCGGGGAAGGGGCAGAGUCAGUCCAAGGAUGAGUCUGAACAGGCCCUCGCCGCCACCGAGGAAAAACACAAGGGAUGGUUUGGAUCAAAGGACUCGCACAGCAAACCCAGCCUGGUGGUGUCACCUAAACUAGAACCCAGCACUGACCCCCACCCCCUGGGUCUCCCUGUAGAUCCUGCCCCUCCGGUCUCUCCUCUGCAUCACUCUAACCCCUUCAGCCCCUCACAGACCACCCCACCUCCCUUAUCCCCCUGCAACCCUUUCUUCUCUCUCCUCCAACACAAUCCUUUCUAUGACGACCCGCUAACCGCUCAGCCCCUAAAACCUUCGCUGCCUCCUCUGCCCUAUCUCUCCAGCGCCCGGCCCCCCAUAGCUCAACUCUUUCCACAGGCGAGUAACCCUACCCUGACUCAUGACAACCCAACCACAGAGGACUCCAUCAUAGGUACGGAUGCAAAGAGCGAAGUGAUGGCCAAAGCUGAGAAACGACCUCUUCCUCCGACUCCCAUGGAAGGGGAGAGCCCUUUAAGCGGGAAGCUGUCCAACCCUUUUAUGUGUGCCGGGGAGCUGGACCUGGACUCAGAGUGGGACGAAUCCUUUGAAGCGUUUGCAGCUGGCAGGCUGCAGUCUCCUGAGGAUCUGACCACAGAUUGCAAAACACAGCAAAACAGUGAACAUCCACUGGAACACUGCAGUGAUAAAGGAGCAUUACUACCAGUAACGGAUCAAAACACUAAUGUGAAUCAACCUUGCACAGAUUUUGUAUUUGAUGCACAUAAAACCAUCACUAACGCAUAUCAUCUUGACACAUUUGCACAAUUCCUCGAGACAAUCCCAGAGCAUGCAAGCUUCGAGAGUGACAACAUGACUUUAAAUACUUCCACUAACUCACCAAAACUGGAUGUUCGCUCUGAAACUAAUCGAGCUACUAACACAAAUGAUUUAACCGACACUAAUAUGCAUCAAGCCCCCCGUCACGCCUCGCCUGUAAAGCUCAACAGCAGCUCCCCAGAUCCUGGUUCUUCAGGUCUCGGCAGUUCAGCAGAGGAGGAUUUCCUCUCCUGUCUCUCUUCUUAUUCGGAUAAAUUCUCCGCAUCCUCCUCCAAGGAAGCAGAGGCACAGAUCUUUGAAAUCAACGUCCUCGGCUUUGAGAAAUCCGCCGAUUCAUCUGUUGUAAAAAAUGUAAAACACUCAGAAUCGGAAGAUGACGUUACUGACGGGUCCACCGAUCUGUCUUUAGUCGAUGUAGCUCAGCACACUGUUAUUCAGCAGAGUAAUGGUGAUGAAAAGGCAGAUUUAAACGGUUUAGAGGGGUCGCAGCAGAGCCCAGUGCUGACACAUCAGCAGCCUGUGAUCGCUGCAAGAGAGACAGGAAGUGAGGGUGCAAAUACUCCGUCACCAAACUUUUCAAACACUGACUUGUUACCAGAACGAUCCAACAUCUCUUUACAGCCUGACACUGAAAAUGAAGAGAAAGGCACAGGUGAAUUCAACGAAUCUGAAGAGGAUUUUUCAAAAGUGUUAAAUGAUUCAUCUGUAUUUGUACGUAACACUACGGACGAUGAUAAACUCUGCUCCACACGCCCAUCACUACACAUCAUAACCUCCUCCCCUGAUGUGAAGCAGAGUUCGUCGGACUCGCCCAUUGAGAGCACUAGUUUAGGAGGGCAGAAUGUGAGCGACUGUUCUCCUAUACCAUUCGGGCUUUUUGGUGAUCUCCUCAACACCAGCCGCAUCACGAGCAGCCCCAGCCGAGACUUUGACGACGCGCUGUUGCACUCUCGGGUGUCCGAUCAGAGCUCCAGCAGCUUUUUCCAAAGCCUUUAUGUGAGCGCCGACUCGCAGGAUUACCAAACCUGCGAGUCUCACCCGUCCUCCAAAUGCUCGGAGCCAAACAAGACGCUGCACUCUGCGACCUCGACGCUGUGUGGCGAGCUGAGUGAGAUCCAGACGACUGCUGAUGACGCUUUGGGCCAAGACGUUUCAACCAAUGCAUGCAAGCCAAAUAACGAAGACAAAUCUGAAGGAUCCGUCUGUGGAGCCGAGGACAAGACGGCAACUCUCGAGUCAAACUCCAUGAUAGGGUAUAACUUCGAUUUACUCCCGACGGACUCUUACAUGAGCUCUAAUCAAAAGGAGCUCACUGAAGGAGGCGUGGAAAGUCAGCACACCAUCUUAGGUGACGUGCUCUCGAAAUCCCCUCAGGCACAAAGUGCUGCGCUAUACCGCUCCCAGUCUGAGGGCACUCUGAUAUUGGCCUUUGACGAACUGCUCCUGCCCUCCUUUGGGAGUGAUCCUGGUGCAAUACAGGAGUCCUCCUCCUCAGCCCAGCCCGGCCCCGACCUCCCCUCUCUGACCUCCUUUGCUCCCUCUCUAACUCCUCAAAGCAGUAGCUCCCCUCUAGCGCUCUGUUCCCUCCCUCCUCUUGCCAACGCUACGGCGAGGUCACCACCCAGCACGCCACGAGCUGCAGCGCCAAUGCUUCUGGACACGCAGCAGCAGCAGGCAGCCAAUCAGCAGAACAGCCCCCACCCAGUGAAGCCCCUCACCACUGCCAUACCGGCUGAGGAGAAGCGGACGGAGGGCCGGUCAGUGCUGGCCACCGGCCUGGAGAAGCUCAAGUCCACCAUCCACCCGGGGAGGAGCAGCCAGCUCAGCGAGCAGGACACAGACAGGAAGAAGGUCGUGACAGAAGGAGCCGGCUCGUACUACCACCUGAACCACAGCGAACUGGUCGCCCUGCUGGUGCAGCGGGAGUCCGAGCUGGAGAGGCAGAAGUUGGAGUAUGACCGUCAGAAAUCUCUGCUGGCUAAGCGGGAGGUGGAGCUGAAGAAGCUGAAGCCGCAGGUCAAAGAUCUGGAGGACUACAUUGACACGCUGCUGGUGCGCAUCAUGGAGCAGAAGCCAACUCUCCUGCAAGUGCGCUCCAAGUUAAAGUGACGCUCCGUUCACUCCGUCCUCCACAACAGCUCUUUAGUCUUUUCACUGCUAUGCUGUCCUUUUUGAUACAAAUAUCUCGGCACUGAGAGAUGUCAGGGCGGUGUUUUCCAGCCGGCAUGCUUUACUGCGCUGAAACACGUCCUUGUGGAAGGCUUUGGUUCGGGCGGUUCUGAAUGUAGCGGGUCCUCAGGUUGUUUUCAGGUUCACACAGCCGGUUGGUUUUGAGAUGCUUCCAUUUUGGGAUCCUGAUUGUAGAAACAAUGAUUCCUCCUUUUCACCUCACCUCACUUCUAUCACCUUAUCACAGAAGAUAGAAAUGGUAGAGUCUCAGUCCAGAACACUGUACGAAUAUCCAACUAACUCCUCACACAGUUUUUCAAAAUAUACUCUCCUAAAGUGUUGCAGUUCUGUAGCUAGCAACUUGAAGAGCCACUCUGGUGGUUUUGCAUGUUUCAGACCAUUAACUACAAAUUGCAUAUCCUUUAAAUCAAUGCUGGCCAUUUCUGUAACAUACCAUCAGGUUUAGAUUGAUUUUAUACCUUCGAGGCAGCCACUGGUUUCACUUCGGUUCAGUGCAGCGUGAAACUCAACUUGCAGUGACCAAAAAUCCAUUACAGUGAACAUUUUGUUGCAUUUGUUUUUAUUUCAUAGUUGUGUUAUGAAGGUAGUAAUGCUGUUGAGAGCAGAUGUCAAAAAGGCUCUGAUACCUGAGAUUUAGGAUUCAGUUACCAGAAAACACUGCAAACACAAGCUAUACUGUAGGUUUGCAAUUAUUGUUAUUUUCUUGAUUAAUGGUCAUCGUUUGGUCGGCAAAAUAUCAGAGCGCAAGGUGACGUCUUCAGAUUGCCUGUUUUUGUCAGACCAACAGUUCAAAUCCAAAGAUAUUCAGUUUACUAUAAAACAAAGAAAAGCAAUAAAUCCUCAAAAAAAAUCUGGGAAGAUGGAAAUAUCAGAUAUUUGGCAUUUUGAAAACUGGUUUAAACAAUUAAUAGAUUAUUAUUAGAUUAACAGUUUCCUGUCAAUUGGCUAAUCAAUAUAUUGAGUAAUUAUUUCAGCUCUACUAUCCUGUCAGAAAAUCAAAAGACAUUUGUAAAUCUCAACGCCAAAAAGGAGAGUUUUUGGACAGGCCCUGCACACAGUUACUGUAUUACACAAUAUUAUAAAUAAAUGAAGGCAACAGAAUGUUCAUUUCAGUUGAUCUCGAGUAAGUUUCAAGUUUCUGCCAGUGUUUUUUCAUGCUUAAAGGGACCGUUCGACUUUACAUGAUUAGCUUAGCUUAGCAUUAAGGCUUGAAGCAGGGGGAAACGGUUAGCCUGGCUCAACCAAUCAUUUUAUGCACCAACAGAAACGUAAAAAGGACAAGUUGUUGGUUUAUGGGUACUUGCGUGAUAUAAAAACAUUUUCUUUUUUUGCGAACAGCAGCUGGACACAGUGACUUCCUGGAGUCUCUGCUGGUUUGAUACAAGGUCCAGAGUCCAAGAACUCCAGGAAGUCACUGCACCCGGCUGCUGUUCACCAAGAAAUAAUUACAAUACGUUACUCCCCAUAAAACUACAACUCAGUGCUUUAGACAUGUGAGUUGUCAGGCAAGCUAACUGUUUCCCCCUUAAUACUAAGCUAAGCUAAUCAUAUAGCUUCGGGUAUCCAGAAAGAUUAGAAAAAAACGCUAAUGACAUUGGGUGCUUUUCCGCUCUGAGAUGAAUUUAUUUCAAAUCGAGGCAGUCAGGGCGCUCCCGUAAAAAUGCGAGGCGCAUAGAGUGGAAAAACAGGUGCUCAGCAGAAGCAGUGCAUAAAACGCUUCACUCUCAUUGAAAACUAUUACAAAAAGCCGCCCCAGUCUGCUCAAAGGUGCUCUGUCUGAUCAGAGCCUUAGCGUAGAUAUUUUAAAGUGGUAUUGAUCUUCUCAUCUAACCCUCAGCAAGAAAGCAGAUAAGCGUAUUUCCCUAAAUGUCGAGCUAUUCCUGAAAUUAACUGAAAAAUAAUUGCUGCUUAGAAGGAAGGAAACAAAUCGAUACUCUUCAAAUAUGCUUUGGAAAAUAGUCUGCAUCAUUUUAAAGUAUUCACAAUAUUUAGUUAAUGAGGUAAAUUCAUGCAAAACCACCAAUAUGUUUCUCAUACAGUAAUGUACUUCAAUGGCAUCACUUCUUCCACAUGGUGUUUUGGAUUGACACUCUACAAAUGUUCCCAAAUAAAUACCGAGUGCUCUGACUAGUUUUUGAAACUACAAACCAAAUGAGCGGCGUGAGAGUUCAGCCUUGUCGUGUGCACAUCACUGGGAACCGAUUGUAGCUUCUGAAUGUUCAAAAGUGUUCUUAGCCAGCAAGUGAAUGGUUUUAUUUCCACGCACAAUAAGUGCUGUUUAUCUUUUGCUUGCUCCUUCCUAUCUUUUUCUCCUUUUUUUUUUUUUCUUCUUCUCUAUGGGCAUGUCUUGAAAUUACCCAUAAUGCUCAGCCACAUAAGCUAACUGAUUCUUGUAUGGGUCACGGUGUUAUCAGGUGAAGACAGUAUCACUCAGUCAGUAUCAAGAUCAGCCAUCACAGCUUCUCUGAUCUCAUGCUUCUGCCUUCCUACACGUGUGUGUAUGUGUGUGUUAUCAACACGACGCCACCGCUAUCAAAAUGCCUGCAACAUGCCGGUUCUUGACUCCCCUCUCCCUCAGUGUCUGUGUGUCACAUCCGCUUCUGCUAGAGCACGCAUAUCGCUACUGCUUUCAGGUGUUACAAGGGAUGUAUACCGCAUUUUACAGCAUAUAUAUGCCGUAUUGAAAUGCCAAAUGCUGCCUUAUUUUUGUUUUGUUUUCGUCAAGAAUCUAGCACUUCAUUUGACUUGUCGUGGCAGGUUUUGAAGAAGAAAAGCCAUCUGUUCACUGAGAGAGUUCACUUUUUUUAACUUCGUUUUGUUAUUGUUUAGAUCACUGCACAAAAAUAAAUGGUAUGCAUACCAAUAGACAAUUAGCAGUAACAGUGAUUUCCUGUGAAAUGCCAAAAAAAAGCCUUGAAACUUAAUCUAUAGAGCAGAUCGAUACACCAUGAAGUAUUCUGAUAUGAUGCCACUUUUAACAGCGUUUGUGGAUGUUCUUGCACUACUUAAUCGUCAGAACAUAACUUUACUGUACCUGUCUGUUGAUAUCGGUAUAGUUGGAUCUACUUUACACCGUACUGCACUUUCUAAUCGCUCUGUGAUUUAAGCACUUGGCCUAAAAGCAUACAAUACCAUCCAAAACCGUCUUUGUCAUCUCAGUUCUGCUGUGCGAUCGCAAUAUCAAGUGCAUAGAUGACUGUAGAGACAUAUUCAAUGUGACUCGGCACUUACGAAGCGCAAGAAUAAGUUCCAUGUCUUCCAUUUUUAUUUAAGUUUAAACUGUUUUGUAUUUUGUCCUUGAGUGUGUAGCCGGUGGAAUGUGCUUAAGGUAGUAUGUGAGAUUGGAAAGUUUACAAUUCGUGAUGCAAUUCUGUUUCACAAAUUUUGUAUAUUUAAUAAAGAAUAUUUUGUGUUUCUUGCUCACCAUA
Sebastes umbrosus (honeycomb rockfish) is the source of this 8400-nucleotide messenger RNA. It is a transcript of the gene rab11fip5a, whose product is annotated as RAB11 family interacting protein 5a (class I). Gene Ontology annotation, biological process: regulated exocytosis. NCBI's taxonomy places the organism in Eukaryota, Metazoa, Chordata, Actinopteri, Perciformes, Sebastidae. The transcript has 6 exons. Gene Ontology annotation, molecular function: small GTPase binding. The coding region runs from base 578 to 4891 and encodes 1437 amino acids. Gene Ontology annotation, cellular component: early endosome; mitochondrion; secretory granule. The record is from RefSeq and is a predicted model, not a curated record.